AUGGCACUCCUCAUCGUCGCCGGCAUCGUACUCGCCUCGUCUUUGAUCUACUUCGUUGUCUCGUCCCAGAACAAGUCUCCGGCAAAUGGUACAUUCCCACCAGGUCCACCAGGACUCCCGGUGCUGGGCAACUUACUGUCCAUCCCGUCAAGGCACUCAUGGCUGCAAUUCUUCGCCUGGUCUAAGCAGUAUGGUCCUCUUUACCGCCUCAACAUUGCUGGUCGCGAGCACUUCAUCGUGAGCAGCGAAAAGAUCGCCAACGAUCUGCUACGUGACCGUGGUAAUAUCUAUAGCUCACGCGAACAGCUACCAGCCGCUGUGGGCCUACUUUCGGAUAAUCUGCGACCGCUCUUCUGGCCUUCUGGUGAAGAAACUCGCCAGGGCCGGAAACUGAUGCAUCAAUUGUGUCAGCCGUCGUCAGCCGCCAAGUACGAGCCCACGCAAGUACUGGAGAGUAUCCGCUUGUUGGAAGACUUGAUUCGCAAGCCACAAGACUAUGAGAGAUGGUUUAUGCGUUAUUCCGCCGGUCUUAUUUUCCGUCUCGGAUUCGGCAGGAUCCUGGAAGAAAACGACCCGCUGCUCGAUCGGAUCUAUCGUGUGGUACACAAUGUUGAGCGGGUAGCCAGUCCUGGCGCGUACGUGGUCGAUGUGCUUCCCUGGAUGCGACACCUUCCCGAUGCCAUUGCUCCGUUCAAGCGAGAGCUGAAAGCGCUCCACGUGGAGGAGCUGGAUGUGUUUCGCACCUUGUUGAGAGACACGCGCCAAUCCAUGGCUCGAGGCGAUGCUGCGGAGUGUUGGGAGAAAGUGUAUCUGGAAAACCAAGACCGAUAUCGUCUUACGGAAGAUCAAGGAGCAUACGUCGUGGGUACGCUGUUCGAGGCAGGUGCAGGUACUACGGCCGCAGCGAUGAUGAGCUUCGUGCUCGCCAUGGUCCUGCAUCCGCAGGCAUACGCCAAGCUGCAAAAGUCCAUAGAGUCGGUCGUCGGCUCCUCUCGCCUUCCUGGGUUUGAAGACAUACCGCAGCUGCCCUACGUCCGCGCGGUUGUCAAGGAAGUCCUCCGAUGGCGUCCAGUCACCGCAGGUGGAAUCCCACACAUGUCUACCAAGGACGAUACUUACAUAUCUCCAGCAACUGGCAAGACCUACUUCAUUCCCGCCGGCACAAAUGUUCACCCCAACCAAUGGGCCAUUCAUCGUGAUGAGACUCUCUACCCCAAUCCGGAGUCUUUUAUCCCGGAGAGAUGGCUUGAUCCAGAGUAUCCUACGUAUCGCGAACCGUUGGAUACAUUUCCCAAUGUCCAGCACUUCAGUUCUUUCGGCUUUGGAAGGAGGAUAUGUCCCGGAAUGCAUAUUGCCGAGAGGAGUAUGUACCUGUUGAGCGCACGCAUUGCAUGGGCUUGCAAUGUGUCGAAAGCGAAGGAUCCGAAGACCGGGGAGGAGAUGGAAUAUCCGGAGUAUGACUAUGUGGAAGGUUUCAAUGUUCAGCCAAAUCCAUUCCCGUUUGAGCUCGACCUCAGGGAUGAGGAGAGGGGGAAGAUCGUGCAGGAUGCGAGGAUCCAGGCCGACCAGGGUGAUCCGUUGAAAAAUUGA
This is a messenger RNA of Lecanosticta acicola, 1590 nucleotides long. The record is from the annotation of a GenBank genome assembly. NCBI's taxonomy places the organism in Eukaryota, Fungi, Ascomycota, Dothideomycetes, Mycosphaerellales, Mycosphaerellaceae.